Molecule: messenger RNA, 2980 nt
Organism: Colossoma macropomum (tambaqui)
Lineage: Eukaryota; Metazoa; Chordata; Actinopteri; Characiformes; Serrasalmidae
Gene: ppp1cc
Product: protein phosphatase 1, catalytic subunit, gamma isozyme
Exons: 7
Coding region: 565-1491 (308 amino acids)
Cellular component (GO): cytoplasm; nucleus
Molecular function (GO): protein serine/threonine phosphatase activity
Source: RefSeq, a predicted model, not a curated record
CUCUGAGUAUCUCACAGAAAGCAGAGCUGGUGAUGCUGAGGACUGGGGUUGACCAGCAGCUCCACUGAUGGUCCACUGGACUGGAUGUUAUAGCAGGCACGAACAGUUCAGACUGUUCAUGAUUUGGCUUCCAGAAAAAGGAAAGAUGAACCCUCUUGUUUCCUAGAAGUAGUUUGCGAGUCGACUGACAGCAGCAGUCAGGAAUGGGCAAACAGUUGCCACCCCAGGGUGGUGUACUAAGAAGUUUGGAUUCAUAAGUCUAGGGCUUCUGCUAAUUAGUAAUAUGUUAUUUCGUCUAUGCAUUGGCUAAUCUAAAUGAUUUAUUUCUAUUAUAAAAAAGCCAGUGGACAAUAUAAAGUUAAAAGAUUUCCAAUGAAUAUUUUAACUUAAAUUUCAGCAGUUGAUUAAAACAAGUGGGAUCUUCCAAGAGCACCACCUGAUAAUCAGAGAAAGCAUAUCUUGCUUAGCAGAGAGAUUUUCAAAGUGAAACGUUCAAUACUUUGCAAAGAUAUGAUGCUGUGGACGUCAGACACAUUUCCAGAUCUGGCUUUUGUAUCCUGAGUCAUGCCAUACAUGAGAGGGUCAAAGCCUGGUAAGAAUGUUCAGCUGCAGGAGAACGAGAUUCGCGGCCUGUGUCUGAAAUCUCGUGAGAUCUUUCUCAGCCAGCCCAUCCUGCUGGAGCUGGAGGCCCCUCUGAAGAUCUGCGGCGACAUCCAUGGGCAGUACUAUGAUCUGCUAAGGCUCUUUGAGUAUGGGGGCUACCCACCUGAGAGUAACUACCUGUUCCUGGGGGACUACGUGGACCGAGGGAAGCAGUCUCUGGAGACCAUCUGCCUCCUGCUGGCCUACAAGAUCAAAUAUCCAGAGAACUUCUUCCUCCUCAGGGGCAACCAUGAAUGCGCCUCCAUCAACCGCAUCUAUGGAUUCUAUGAUGAAUGCCGAAGGCGAUACAACAUUAAGCUCUGGAAGACAUUCACCGACUGCUUCAACUGCCUGCCCAUCGCUGCCAUCGUGGACGAGAAGAUCUUCUGUUGCCAUGGAGGCUUGUCUCCAGACUUGCAGUCCAUGGAGCAGAUUCGACGGAUCAUGAGGCCCACAGACGUGCCCGAUCAGGGCCUUCUGUGUGAUCUGCUGUGGUCUGACCCAGAUAAGGAUGUGCUAGGCUGGGGCGAGAAUGACCGGGGCGUUUCCUUCACCUUUGGAGCUGAAGUUGUGGCCAAGUUCCUCCACAAACAUGAUCUGGACCUCAUCUGCAGGGCCCACCAGGUGGUGGAGGACGGCUAUGAGUUCUUUGCCAAGAGGCAGCUGGUCACGCUUUUUUCUGCGCCGAACUACUGUGGCGAGUUUGACAAUGCGGGGGCCAUGAUGAGCGUAGACGAGACACUUAUGUGCUCUUUUCAGAUUUUAAAACCAGCGGAGAAGAAGAAGCCCAACUCAAGCCGUCCAGUGACUCCACCGCGGAACAUGGUCACCAAGCAGGCGAAGAAAUGAGGAGCACUAGCAGUCCAGUGGCCAUUGUGGACUUUUAUCAUGUGGUUUUCAUCCGUCACAGCUUCAGAGUUGCUGUUCUCUGACAUAGUGGUCACGUGGACUCACCUCAACACUGUCGACCGUUUUGUUUAGUUUUUUUGUGUUCAAGUUCCUUUUUUAGUUGUCCUACUUUUUUCGCCCCGUUUUUGUGCUCCCUCCCCGUUUUCACAGCCACCAAGGAAGACGGCUGCCCUGAGAGGAAGCGGGAACAGGGAGCACUCUGCUCUUUUCCAUUAUCUUUGUUGUUUUCUCGGCUUUUGAGACUAAAAUGGCUUUUUGUGACCUUGAAUUCUUCAGGAUGCACAUUUGAGUCUCCCACUUCAUUAGUCGGCAGCAGCAUCACCUCCUCUUUCGCACCAGUUAAUACAGGGAAGACCUUUACCUUACAUCUGUGGAAGCACUCCACCACACUUAAGUUAUGGUGCAAUGUUAUGGUGCGAUUAUUAUUAUUAUUAUUAUUAUUAUUAUUGUUGUUAUUAUUUUGCUCCCCAGAUAGUCAUUUAAACCACUGUGAACAAAUAAGAUGUAAAAUGUAAUUACUUUAAUAUGGAGCAAACGGCAUCUCUCCAGCAGUGAGAUUGAUUUUCACUCUAGCUUUGUUCAGCAUUUUAUUCAGUGAAUGUGCCAUGAGAUUUGCUGUCCCAUCAGAUUACAUUUUUAAAAAAUGUUUUAGGAUUAUAUUACGAUUUUAUUUUCUUUUAAUGUUUUUCUUUUUUCUUUUUUUUUAUUCUUCUUGCAGGAAAAAAAAAAACACACCAUGAAAGCACCCUCCAUGAAAUAUAUUGAUCUGUAGCACUGUAUGAAAGGUUAUGUGCAGAUUCAACUGGAUAUUUUGUGUGUGUGUGUGUGUGUGUGUGUGUGUGUGUGUGUGUGUGUGUGUGUGUGUGUGUGUGUGUGUGUGUGUGUGUGUGUGUGUGUGAGUGUGUGUGAAUGUAUGUGAGCAUUUUAUGAAACAGAUUAUAUCAAGAUGAAACAAACAGCAGAUUUCAGUGCUAUCUCUGUUGAUCUGAGUAUCGUUUUACUUCUUUUUUUAAUAAGAUGCCUUGUUUACUGUUUUCUUUCUCUUCUUGACAUGAGAUUUACUCGUUUCGGCUCCAGAAGCUUCUGCAUCAGAUAUGAGCAUGUGAAGAUCUCGGUUUCUCAUAAAGACUUUUUGUUGCAUGCAUUUAGGUGUAGACGUGUAGGAUACAGACAGGCCUUCACUUUUUCUCAGGGCAUGCAGGUUCUUGGCAUGUCAGAUAAUGUAGCUUAACAUCAGGUAUAUUGAUAACUUUUGACUUCAGCUUUUUCGCUUUGUUUGGAAGAUAGUUCAUCUUACGUGUCACCCAAACCCACUGUAUAUAUCCAGAAAGUUUUGUUCAGUCUUGGCAAUAACUCACAAUUUUUCCACAUUAUAAAGAAUUGUAAUACUUGCUAAAUAAAUUCAAGGGGAAGGGGGGGCAACACAGUC